ACAUCUGAUCGGUCGUGUUGUGAGAUGGUGGUGGUGUUUUUGCUGUCGAGGGGAAAACCCGCGUCGAAGUUCCCGUCCCCGCAGGACCUACACUACCUACCUAGCUUCAAGGCUUUAUAGCACUGCCUCCAAGUGCGAGUGCGCAAGCCCCACAGCACAUUACAGCGCAUCAUAGCGAGCGCAGAACAUCGACCGAAAUCUCGACUUGAAACCUUUGCGUACCCGAUCAUCGACCGUUUCCUACAUCCAGAACAGGCUUCAGCGAUUCAGUCUUUCCUCGUCCCCCACCACCUUACAUGCUGUCGAAUCUGCCGAAGAUGUGAAAGGUCCAUUGGGCUUGAAUCUCCUCAACGAACCGUCCGAUCCCCGAAUCGACUUCAUCUUCAUUCACGGAUUGGGCGGUGGCUCGAGGAAAACAUGGAGCUACUCGUCCGAUCCGGGCAUGUUCUGGCCCAAGGAAUGGCUGCCUAAUGAGGUCGGCUUUCGACACGUCCGCCUUCAUUCGUACGGCUACAACUCGGACUGGACAGCGAGGAAGGGGCGCGCGUUAUCGAUUCACGACUUCGGUCAAGCAUUGCUAGCUGACAUCUACGGCGGUCCUCAUCUCCGGAAGAAUGGAGAUACCCCAAUCGUGCUGGUAGCCCACAGUAUGGGCGGACUUGUUGCCAAGAAAGUAAGUCGACAAUGUAUUGAAAAGCAUAUCUGUUAGCGACCCGAGAUCCAAUGUAUGCCUCGAUUGCGCAAAGAAUCCAUACCAUCUACUUCCUCGCCACGCCCCAUCGCGGUGCGGAUUCUGCCCAGACGGUCAAACUUUUGCUUUCAUCUGCCGGAUAUGGGGCCAAAGGAUUUGUUGAUGAUCUCCUCCCUGGCAGCGGAACGUUGGAUCAAAUCAACGACGAGUUCCGUCAUCAUUGUGGGAAUGUGCACCUUCGGUCCUUUUUCGAGGGUGUACCAACAAGCUUUGCCGGCAUCAGGUCGUGCUUGGUUGUGGACAAAGAUUCGGCCGUUCUAGGACUUCCAAACGAAACCUCGCGAUACAUCGAAGCGGAUCACCGCAGAAUCUGCAAAUUCGAGAGCCCCGUCUCCCCUAAUUAUACAAUACUACAGCAGUCCUUCCUGACUACCAUUGAGGACAUCGAAGCAGACAGCGGAUAUAAUCCAAAGGACGAGCAUAGAUCGCAAAUGAAACUAGUCUCCUCAUUUCUGCACGUUGAUCAGAGACCUGACGCUACCCUUCUGGAAUUAAAAGGAAAAGAACAUCAAGGAUCCUGUCAUUGGGUCACAGAAGAGCGCGCCUUCCAAGACUGGAUGCAAGAGCCUUUCAAUUUGGAGAGCUGCGACCCGCUUGAGACGGCACGACAGACUGACAACAAGAAGGUACUGUGGCUCAACGGAAGACCAGGGACUGGCAAGUCCGUUGUUGCUGGGCACGUUAUCAGAUUUCUCGAGGCGUGCAAUUUCGACUGCAGUUUCUACUUCUUCAGACGCAACACCCAGGCUGCUACCACUGUUUCCGGAUUACUUCUGUCGAUGGCAUAUCAAAUGGCGCAAAACAAUUUCGAUAUCCGGCGCUCCAUCGCUGCAAUGGCCGAGGAUGGUCAGAGACUCAGUCACGCCGACCAUCAUAUGAUUUGGAGCAAGCUAUUCCUUGAACGAAUUUUCAGGACGGAAACCACUCGGCCUCAGUUCUGGGUCAUAGAUGCAGCAGAUGAGUGUUCUAGCAAGGGCUUGGCUGCAUUCAUAUCAAUGAUAUCGAAUUUGAGCUGCAAGGUUCCUAUUCGAGUUUUCAUGACAAGUCGGCCCGGAGGACAAUUGGAACGACUACUUCACCACGAGAAAACCCAAUACUCCGUAAUUCGCACUGGUCAAAAAGGAUCUAUGGGAGAUAUCGAACUCUUCGUUAGGGGUAGAUUUCCUAUUGAAGCCUCCCAAAUGCUCAUCGAUGAAAUCCUUGCCCGAUCCAAUGGGAUCUUUCUUUGGGCCUCCCUCACGAUGACAAAGCUUGAGGACUGCUACACCAUCGAAGACAAGCAGGACGCUCUGAGGGGCAUUCCAUCUGGUAUGGACGAUUUCUACCUCCGAAUUGUCGAGUCCGUUGUCGACUCGCCAAGUUGUGAGCUGGCCAAAUGCAUUCUCACAUGGGUCAUAUGUGCCCCCUUGCCGCUCCGAGCUGAAGAGCUUGCGGAAGCCGUGAAGCGGGACAUCGGCCGGACACUGGACGCACUACCAGGUCAACUGCCAUCUAUCGCGGGACAUCUCAUUGAGGUGGACGAUAAUCACCACGUCCACAUUCUCCAUCUGACCACAUCGGCUUUCCUGACCCAGAAGCGAGAUGAACCAAGUUUUUGGAUUGAUAAACAGGCUGCGCAUGGUCAGAUCGCCCAAGUCUGUCUUGAGCUCCUUUGUGGCACAGAGUUUGCUCCACCGAAGUCACGCCGCGCUGGCGCCGCUUCCAAAGCAACUCCGUCACCACUCUCUGACUACGCGGCCACCAACUUCUCCUACCAUCUUAUGCAUAGUUCAUCAGCUUGCGAUACAUCUCUCGUACUAUUGGACAAGUUCUUGCGAUCCAAUGUCCUUACCUGGAUAGAGAGGGCAGCAAGAAGUGGCGAUAUUUCCAUCCUGUACCAUACGGCACAGAGGUUAAAAGCCUAUCUCGCUCGCAGAGCUAAAUAUCAGCCACCCCUGAGUGUUGAAACGCAGACUAUCUCUGGAUGGAUCACUGACAUGUAUCACAUUGCUGCAGCAUUCUACUCAGGUCUUCUCAGUUCGCCAUCGUCGAUCCACUUCUUAAUUCCUCAUUUGUGUCCUCCCAGGUCCAUGAUACACAGCAUUUUUACGAAGCCAUCCAAGCUGCUCAGAAUAACAGGAACCUUUGAGGAAGAAUGGAGUGAUAAGCUCACAUGUUACCUGUUUGCUGAAGAGGCCCUGUCUCUUGGGUUCUGUGGUCGGUACCUAGCAGUCGGCCUGAGAAAUGGCAACAUUGAAUUGUACCAGACCGGUUCAAGAGCAUUCGGUUCCGCCCAGACACUGAAACACGGGAAGAGAGUCCAGCGUCUGGCCUUCAACCAGUCAUCUACUUUGCUCGCAUCUUUUGGAGCUCGACAGGUGACAGUCUGGGAUAUUCGCCGGUCCAGCAGCUCAGCGUUCCAAGCUAUGUGGUCACAACGGCUGGAAUUCGCACCUUCCGAGAUCAAAUUCAGUCCUAAUGAUGAGAUACUUUUUCUCGCAAACCCACAGCAAAGCUCUUUCAGCGCCUUUGAUGUCACAUCGGGCUCUAUAAAGGAGCCCUUGCUUCUGCACGCACCUCCAGGCUCGCCUCCGGACUCGGACUCGUCAGACGAAGAGGCGCAAAGACCCAAGGUCUGGACGCCAGCGCAGCUGAUCCGCCUCGAUGAGAGUCAAAAAUUAGCCGCGCUCGCAUAUCGAGAUGGAACAGCUGCUAUAUGGAAUCUCGAAGAUUUUGGAAAGAUCGGCUGCUUUGAGAAAGAAGGGUUCGAAGGUGUCUAUCCUGCGCCGCCGAUCCUCGACCUUAUCUUCAAUCCUGUAUUUGAGCUUGAACUACUCGCAAUUUCCUACAAGGACGAGGAACUCGUCAUAUGCAAUCCGUGGUCCCUGAUGCAGCAAGCAAGCUAUCGUCUGCAGUAUUCGCUUGGGAUCCUGGCUGCCACCUCUGACGGACGCAUAUUGGCAGGCGGUGACGAAGUUGGGGCAAUUCAUCUGUUUUCCUUUGAGACUUUGCAGCCUCUGUAUCGAAUCGAGAGACCUGACGAGCGAUUUCAUAUUCCAGGUUUGGUAUUUUCCUCUGACAACCUUCGCCUGUUCGACAUCCGAGGGCAGUGCUGCAAUGUAUGGGAACCACUUGUUCUCAUUCCAAGGGGCGGAUCGGACGACAGCUCAUCAGAGCCUCACAGCAAAGAGGUAGCUAACAACGAUACUGUGGCACCAAGCGCACACUUCUUUCAUUGGGGAGAGGCAAUCACUACUAUUGAGUCGGCCUUUGACGGAAUCGUCGUUUUCGUGGGUCGUCAAGAUGGAACGGUCGAUAUUUGCGAGUCGGCGACCGGCGAAUGCAUAGAAAAGCUGAAGUUACAUGAUAGCCACGCACCCAUCCACCAGGUGGACUGGAAUAACGAAAAGAAGACACUAUUCUCCAUGGAUAUCAGCGGCCGCUGUAUCCUGACGAGGUUGGAAUUUGACCCUAAAAAGCGCACGCAAAUUGGGGUGACGAAAUGCUUAGAUCACAAAGAGCAGACUGGAUGCCCAUUUCAAGCGAUACUGAGUCCCCAAGGACUUUCGAUUUUUCUACACACAUUAGCUGGCAUCAAGGUCGUUGCCGCCAUGGCAGAUAGCAUCGAAGGGACCAUCGUUGAGAACAACAACUUUCACUGGGGAUCUUCAGAUGCACGUGCUCGCUGGGUAAUUCAUCCAUCCAACUCCUCACACGUGUUGGCUCUUAGAGACAAGCGCGUUCAUGUUUUCGACUGGUCAACCCUACAACCUCUCACUACAGCCGAUGGCAUUCUCGCAGAUAAAAUCACAUGGCAAACAGACCUCCCAUGGAUCAGCCGUUCGGGUUCAACCUAUGUAGGGUGUGUCUCUACUGUUCUAAGCACGCCAUCGUGCCAUUUCACUGCCUUUGAUGCUUCACAAGUCACGCCAGAGACCAAAAGUCUCGCCCUGCCUACCCGUAAUAUCGAGGUAGUGGGCCUGCAAACAGUGGCAGGCCUCAUCCGGUCUACUCUUUAUUUUCUCGACACGAAUGGAUGGGUUUGCUCGAUCAGCCUCAAGAAUCUUGAUCGGACAAGCUACUUCACUCGGCACUUCUUCAUUCCGCCAACGUGGCACACGGGAGGUAAUGUCGUCAUCAAGGUGAUAUCAAAGACUGCAGUAGCGCUUGCCAGAGGAGAAAAACUCAUUGUCUUUCACGGGUUCCUGGAAUUUGGCGAGAAGGUUCUCUUUGAUGAAAAGGUUAUCAUUAGCUGAUGGCAAGUGCCCUGGGCAAUUGAUGGGUUGUUGGCUUGUUCGUUAGGGGCCCAGCCGUUGAAUACACGUUCUGUUCUCGUCGAGAGGCUGGAAGUCUGUUAGCAUUUUAGAUUCACCCAAUGCCGGUUUGUUGGUUCGUAGCUGAGCCUGGUAUCACAGUGUUUCGCCUUGUUC
Neurospora crassa OR74A is the source of this 5160-nucleotide messenger RNA. RefSeq lists its product as uncharacterized. NCBI's taxonomy places the organism in Eukaryota, Fungi, Ascomycota, Sordariomycetes, Sordariales, Sordariaceae. The transcript is spliced from 6 exons. The coding region runs from base 724 to 4986 and encodes 1420 amino acids. The record is from RefSeq and is a predicted model, not a curated record. Gene Ontology annotation, biological process: tRNA 5'-leader removal. Gene Ontology annotation, molecular function: hydrolase activity, acting on ester bonds; protein binding. Gene Ontology annotation, cellular component: ribonuclease MRP complex; nucleolar ribonuclease P complex.